Molecule: messenger RNA, 3016 nt
Organism: Pogona vitticeps (central bearded dragon)
Lineage: Eukaryota; Metazoa; Chordata; Lepidosauria; Squamata; Agamidae
Gene: TMEM187
Product: transmembrane protein 187
Cellular component (GO): transport vesicle
Source: RefSeq, a predicted model, not a curated record
GGAAGGGCUGUGGACAAGGGGGAAGGCCAACAGCACAUUCAGCUUGCAAAAUAAAAGUGUGACAGUCCCUGGUGCUUCCAAUCUCGGCUCCCUUUUUUCCCCCUGUCAGGAGUGGGUGGAGAGUCAAAAUCCACACCAAGGCAGGAAAUUGUCCUGCCCGAGGUGUCAGUCCACUUCAGAUUUUCUUCUUACAUUGUGUGAAGUCACAGUCUGGAAGAAAGGAAUUCAAAGAGCGCACACACACUUAUGCAAGCAAGCUUUCAAGCCGUGGAGCAACAAUCAGGAUGGAAGCGGUAGAGCGGCCUUUGUCAGAGAGAAAGUCGGGCCAGACCUUGGAAAAGACUGCUAUGAAACCAGGAGGCAGAGAAGCCCUGUUGCAUGUCGCUGGAGGUCUGGUGUUUUGUGUGGGAGUUGUAGCUUCAGGGGUCCUGGAUGGUGUUCAUACGGAGAUUGGGUAUGAGCACUAUGCUGAACCCACUGUGCCAGAGUUGCCGGCUAUUUUGGCCAUGCCUGCCAAUUGCUUAGUCAAUGUGGCCUACAUACUUCUGGGCUGGUACUGGCUGCCCUCAGGUGACGGGGAUGGACCGAUGCACUACCUCCAGGAGGUCUUUGCCCUCAUGGCACUCAUGUAUGGACCUGUACAAUGGGUUAGGCUCUGGACGCAGCAUCACUGGGCUGCUAUCUUGGAUCAGUGGUUGACAUUGCCAAUUUUUGCUUGGGCUGCUGUCUGGUGCCACUUCCUGGAGUAUGGUUGGCAAACCAGGACUUUUCUAGCUAUAGAAGUUACUUCAUUGGCAAGCUAUAUUCUGGCAUUGCUUCACAACCAAGGUUUUGAGCUGGCAUUGGCUGGACACAUCUUUGUUGUUGUUUGGAGGGCACAGAAGGUGCAGAGGCAUCUGGGCAAUGCCAUGUCCGCCUGGAUCAUGAUACUGGGGAUGGUUUCUUGCCUGGGUUUUGUAACUCUCAAGCUGUUGGACCAGGAGCUGGCAAGGUGGCCACCCUUCCACCGUUUCACUGGCCAUUUUUGGUCCAAGAUCUGUGAUGUACUGCAGUUCCAGUGUGCUUUUCUUUUCUUUACCCGACUGAGAAAAUACCAGCUUAAGUGUCAAUGAAUUAAUCCACAAUCUUAAUAACCAAACUUUAUAGCCUUGUUAUUAAAGGACAACAACCACUGGCAUAAUGGACAAAGGAUGUAAAAUGGUCAGAUUUGAAAGAAUAAACAGAUCAUAAAAAUAAGUCUUCCAGCUUAUCUAAAUAUGAAAUAAGAUAAUAGGAGUGUUGGUUUCUAUAACAUGUAGUUUAUUUCCUGCCUCCACCUGUGGGCUUUAGACAUGUAAUGGUGCUUUUACAAAUCCAUGCUAGAGGAAUAAAACUGGGUACAGUAUUUACUGGCAGAUACCUUUGCUGUUGAAUAUACCCUGGCUCACAGCUGAUUGGAAAGAUUGUGGUUGAGUAAAAGGAGGUGGCAGUCUCUGAAAAAUGACCUAAUGUUUCAGGAUUUUAGCUUUUCCAUUUAAACUCAUGGGGAAAGAAUUUCCAUUCUCAGCAUUUCUCCUCCUGCAAUAGAAGAGAACUGAAGUGCAGACAACCAAUAAAGAAACAAAGAUACUGUAUUUUGAAAGCCAUGGGAAACAAGUGUAUUUCUCUGCUAUACUAUAGAGAUAACACAGUACAAGGGCUGGAGAACUGCCAGAUGUUUUGAACUGCAACUUCCACAAUCCUGAUUGUGGCUGGGGUUUCUGGGAACUGAAGUCCAAAACAACUGGCUUACUCAAGGUUCUGCAUCAUAUGAUAUCUUCCCAUCCCCAGAUCACUAAGGGCUGCCAGGCUUACAAACUCCUGCAACAUGUACUGUCUUUCAGCUUAAGUGGCCUUAGUUAACUCUUGUCAUAUGCCUCUAUUCAGAGCAGGUAGUCCAGCUCAUGUAAGUGCAAUGUGGUACUUUUGUGUCGUGCUUGAGGGAUUGGGAGGUGGGGAGUGGGGAGUGGGGAGUGCUAAUGCUAUGAUACAUGUUUAAUUUCCUCCAGUCAUUUACAUUCACAAUCUGGAGCCGGAAGACUCAAGUUGCAGUAAUUGCCAGAGAUAUCCGACACAUCGAUAAAAAUUCAAUCUAUGGAGACAUGGCAACUGUUCUUCUCACCGCUGUAACAUCAAGACUAACAUAUUGUAACAUGUUCUUGCCAGGCUAUUCUCAGUACUUUCAUUUUUUAAAUAUCAGUUACUCUGAACAUGAAAUCUGCCCUUUCAAUUGCCUAACCCAUUAUCCAUUGUGGGCUGAGAUCCGCAGGAGAUGCCCUUCCUCUCAGUUCUGCUAUCUUUUGAGGCAUGUUCAAUGGGGAUAGCAGAGAUGGCCUUCUUGACAACUGCUACCAAACAAUGUCAGUCUCUGGGGGAAAGCUAGCACAGCUCUUUCUCAUUGUCCUAUUAGCAGGAAAAGGACCUUUCUAUUCAGGCAGCCCAUAUGCAUCUGCCUGCCUGUUGAUGGGCUUUAACAAAUGUGGUAUAUUUUUUGAAAAAUAUGAUUAUUAUUUAAUUGCAGUGUUAGGUGUUCGGAACUCAACUGUUUUAAUACUGAGUUUAAUUAUUUAAUAUUUAUAACUUCCCAUGUUUUUAUCUUCACUCAUUGUUAAAUAUAUAGUAGGUUGCCUUGGAUCCCAGUUCUAAAACAAGUAAAUAUAUUUAUUUGGCUUUGGGUUUUGUAUACCAUAGUGACCCCUGAAUGUCCACUUUGGAAAAGCUGGUGGGGUAGGGGACAACAGGUAGAAUUUCCAGACUGCAUGCAGGGUUGCUGUUAGUUUUUUCCCCCUUAGCCACUAUGGUGGAGAGAAGAUCACUGGCUUUCCAGGCUGCUUUCACAAUUACUUGUGCGUCCUGUAUCUUGUCUAAAUAAACCAUUAUCUCUGGAGAUAGCUUAGUAUAAUCUGAAAACCAGAAGGACAUAGACUAGUUACAAAUAUAUAAAAUGUUUUAUUAUUUGUAUCAGUUCAAGUAUCCCUGGAGACCAAGACCAAGAUAA